Sesamum indicum (sesame) is the source of this 1030-nucleotide messenger RNA. RefSeq names its product protein SPEAR3-like. The record is from RefSeq and is a predicted model, not a curated record. Gene Ontology annotation, molecular function: DNA-binding transcription factor activity. Lineage: Eukaryota; Viridiplantae; Streptophyta; Magnoliopsida; Lamiales; Pedaliaceae.
UAGAAUGAAUCACACAAAAUCUACACACUAUCUGAUCCAGCGAUGCAAUAAUUACUGAGAGCAAAGUGUUGACAGCUUAAAAGGGGUAUCAGAAGAUCUCUCUGAUUCCAUACCAGUUUUUAGUUUCUUUUCCUUUUCUUUAAUUUUCUUUGCAGACUACAAAUCAAGAAACACAAAAGAAAACACGCAGUAGUAGGUUUGUAAGAAAGAUGGGAAGCAAUUAUUAUGGAGAAGGAAACCCGGGGAAUGAAAGAGGUUCAGGGUUUUCAUCUUCAUCUUCAUCGUCUUCGUCAUCACGAAAAGGGAAAAAGGGCAGUUCAGAUAAGCCUAAGCAGCCGCAGAGAGGACUUGGGGUUGCCCAGCUUGAGAAGAUCAGGUUGCAUAGUCAACUGGGCUCCAAUUAUCUUCCUCCUGUUCAUAACCCUUAUGCCCCCAGUUUCAGCCAGGAGGAUAUCAGGCUGCAGACAGCCUACUCAUCGUCCUCUUCGUCGUUGUCCCAUUCUUCGUCAUCCUCACCUUCUAAUUAUGGCUUUCGGGGACCCCAUGCCGUCGUGAUGGGCUUGCCAGAUUUAGAUAGGACAAAUAUCAGAUAUGGAGAUACCCAAUCCAGCAGUACUAUUUCAAGGUUCUUGAUUUUGAACUUGCACUUAAACCAGAUGGCAUUCGGGCAAUGCAGGCUUGGGAACUCAACAUUUCGUGGAGCCAAGCUUGACUACUAGGCCUUUCUUCCAGCCCACAAUUGAGGGCUCAAUCAACAAGAACAAGCAAGAUGGGAACAAUCCGAUGGGCUCAAGUAGUCAGAACACUGAAUCCAGUAGCUCUGAAGACAUAGAUUUGGAGCUCAGGCUUUCGCUUUAGUUAAACUACUACAUAACCAUGAUUAUAUAUGCGGCCUGGUUGACAGAUUUCCUGCUUACAUUUGUAAGUUGACCAUCAAUCUUUAGUAAAAAUUCGGCAAUCUGCACAAGUUUAAGAAACAUGAUGUGCUUGAUUACAGUUCGAUGUUGGAAAGAAUGGCAUUGAAACUCAA